This is a messenger RNA of Leptonychotes weddellii (Weddell seal), 1252 nucleotides long. It is a transcript of the gene TSFM, whose product is annotated as Ts translation elongation factor, mitochondrial. Gene Ontology annotation, biological process: mitochondrial translational elongation. Lineage: Eukaryota; Metazoa; Chordata; Mammalia; Carnivora; Phocidae. The record is from RefSeq and is a predicted model, not a curated record. Gene Ontology annotation, molecular function: protein binding; translation elongation factor activity.
CCCUGCCGCCGCGCCGUAGGCCUGUGGCCUCACUGGUGCGCCGGCCGGCUGCGGUGUACUCUGGGGCCAGAGAGAUGUCGCUGCUGCGGUCGUUUCGCUUCUCCCUGGCCGCGUGGGCCGGCAGCUGCCCGGCGGGACCCCUUCUGCUUCAGGCGCCUCAGCCGUGGCACACAUUGCGCCCUGGGCCCCGGCUCUCUUCCUCGGCCUGCAGCAAGGAGCUUCUCAUGAAGCUACGGCGAAAAACAGGCUAUUCCUUUGUAAACUGCAAGAAAGCCCUGGAGACUUGUGGCGGGGAUCUCAAACAGGCAGAGAGCUGGCUCCACAAACAGGCCCAGAAGGAAGGCUGGAGCAGAGCUGCCAAACUCCAUGGCAGGAAGACUAAAGAAGGUCUGAUUGGGCUGCUUCAGGAUGGAAACACAACUGUGUUAGUAGAGGUAAACUGUGAGACAGAUUUUGUUUCCAGAAAUUUAAAAUUUCAACAGUUGGUCCAGCAAGUCGCCCUGGGGACCCUGUUGCAUUGUCAGAACCUAAAGGAUCAACUCUCCACAUACAGUAAAGGCUUCUUGAAUUCCUCUGAGCUCUCUGAACUUCCGGUUGGGCCCGAGAGAGAGGGCUGUCUCAAGGAUCAGCUAGCCUUAGCAAUUGGGAAACUGGGAGAAAACAUGACUCUUAAACGAGCUGCAUGGGUAAAGGUGCCGGCUGGGUUCUACGUUGGCUCUUACGUCCAUGGAGCGAUGCACAGCCCAUCGCUCCACAACCUGGUGCUGGGGAAGUACGGGGCCCUGGUCAUCUGCGAGACAUCUGAGCGCAAAGCAGGCCUGGAGGACCUGGGUCGCCGCCUUGGGCAGCAUGUGGUGGGCAUGGCCCCUCUCUCUGUUGGCUCUUUGGAUGAUGAGCCUGGUGGGGAGGCGGAAACCAAGAUGCUGUCCCAGCCAUACUUGCUGGAUCCCUCCAUCACGUUGGGACAGUAUGUGCAGCCUCAAGGAGUGUCUGUCGUAGACUUUGUGCGGUUUGAAUGUGGGGAAGGCGAAGAGGCAGCAGAAGCUGAAUAGGUGACAGAGACUUGGCCCCGGAGGAAAUGUUUCUUCUCAGCUCUGGACAUCAUUACGAAAAGAAGUUAUUUCCUGAGCCUCUUCAAACCCAGAAGUUUUUCGUUGGCAUUUAUAAAGAAAUGAUAGACUUGGUGGGUAAAGUUAUGAAAUACAAUUGCUAUAUAAUAAAGAAGAGUAGAAUCUUUUCCUUGUUUGCGUAA